UAGAAUUAACUUAAAAAAAUAGAAAUGGAGGCAGAGAAAGAGAAGCUGAUCUGAAAGGAAUGGCGUCCAUUUGUUGUGUGCAUAUGCGAAUGCGACCAACACUUUGCAACUUCACAGCCUCUAAGGCCGACAAAGGUCCCCCACCUCCCAUAACCUUCCAUUUGGAGCAUCAUAAAACAACACCAUGUUCACUUUCUUCCAUCCAAGAAGGACGCGCGGUUAAUAGGAGACAACUUUUUCUUCACGCCGCAGUAGCAGUAGCUGCAUUUGCAGUCCCACCUACUGUCUCAAAUUCAUUGGCACUCAAUGAUGUGCCUGAGGAUGUUCGUAUCUACACUGACGAUGAGAACAAGUUCAAGAUUGAGAUUCCCCAAGAGUGGCAAGUAGGAACAGGAGAAUCUAAUGGCUUGAAAUCGGUAACUGCUUUCUACCCAACAGAUGCGUCCAAUUCCAAUGUGAGCGUUGUGAUCACAGGGCUGGGACCGGAUUUCACUAGGAUGGAAUCCUUUGGCAAAGUUGACGAGUUUGCUCAGACUCUAGUUAGUGGGCUUGACAGAAGCUGGCAAAGACCCCCAGGUGUGGCUGCUAAACUCAUAGAUUGUAAAUCAUCUAAAGGGAUUUAUUACAUCGAGUAUUCGCUGCAAAAUCCUGGAGAGAGUCGUAGAUAUUUAUAUUCAGCUAUUGGGAUGGCAUCAAAUGGUUGGUAUAAUAGGCUAUAUACGGUGACAGGACAGUUUUUGGAAGAGGAAACGGACAAGUAUGCUUCACAAAUUCAGAAGGUAGUUGCAUCAUUUAAGUUCAUAUGACGAAAAUGGUCGUGAAGAGGGAGAAUUUUUCUCACAGCCCUUCAUCUUUUCCUGGCAUUGUUCUUAAGCUAGAAAUGCUAGAUCAGACUGGUAUUUUUUUGGAUUCAUAGAUCAGACUGGUAUUUUAAAUACCAAGAUAUUUGCUUCAAAUUUGUUGAAUCAGUGUAAUAUCUUGGUGGCGACCAUGUCUGAACAAAAUGACAUUUCCUUUCAAAAUUAUCUACCUUUCUGAACAUAAUGGAAUACUCCUUUCCUUCAUGUCUUAUAUGUGUAACCUUCAUUGAAUAUGCUUAUUAAUCAAGCGUUCGGUAGCAA
Molecule: messenger RNA, 1121 nt
Organism: Cajanus cajan (pigeon pea)
Lineage: Eukaryota; Viridiplantae; Streptophyta; Magnoliopsida; Fabales; Fabaceae
Product: Photosystem II reaction center PsbP family protein
Biological process (GO): photosynthesis
Cellular component (GO): photosystem II oxygen evolving complex; extrinsic component of membrane; photosystem II
Molecular function (GO): calcium ion binding
Source: RefSeq, a predicted model, not a curated record